UCGCCCUUUUCCGUCAUGGCGCCACCGGCCUCGGUCCCGCCCCGGAAGCGGUCAUUCUCAGCUUCCCGCCCCGCGGGACGUGUCUUCUGGUUCCGGCGGCCCCCGGUUCCGGCUCCUCGGUGUCUCCUGAUGGCGGAGGUGCGCGCGGGUCCCGCCGCUUCCGGUAGCGGGUCCGUCUCCCCGUCCCUGCCCCCCCCUCCCCCGGCCGCUCCCCCCGGCAGCCUCCCGCCUCUGCCCCCCGCCCCCCCUCCGCCCGGACCCGCCCCCCCCAGAGAGGGCUCCGCCAGCAGUAGUUCGUCCGGCUCCGGGUCCGGUUCUGCCCGGGAGGGCUGGCUCUUCAAAUGGACCAAUUACAUCAAAGGAUAUCAGAGACGAUGGUUCGUCCUCAGCAACGGCCUGCUCUCCUACUACCGAUCGAAGGCAGAGAUGCGUCACACAUGCCGUGGCACAAUCAACCUCGCCACGGCCAACAUUUCGGUAGAGGACUCCUGUAACUUUGUGAUCUCGAAUGGGGGAGCCCAGACCUACCAUUUAAAAGCCAGCUCAGAAGUGGAGCGCCAGAGGUGGAUCACCGCUUUAGAACUGGCUAAGGCGCGGGCGGUGAAGAUGCAGGCGGAAUCAGAUGAUUCUGGUGACGAGAACCCUAGUUCUCAGGCGGACAAGGCAGAGAUUCACAGCACACUUCGGGCUUUGUCAGGCAAGGUGGAAGAUCUGGGCACGUGCAAUGAUCUUAUUGCAAAGCACGGCACCGCUUUGCAGCGCUCUCUGAGUGAGCUGGAGAGUCUUCGCCUUCCUCAAGACAGUUCGGACAAGAUCAAGCAGGUUAACGAACGAGCGGACACUCUUCGGAUCACCUCUAACGCCAUGGAUAAACGUGAGUGCUUUAGAUAUAUUAGGCUUGGUAACUGUGUUUUCAUUUUCCUUCAUAGGCCUGCAGAGACCUUUAUGACGCUUGCAGAGAGCCACAGUAAGCGCUGGCAGAGAGCUCUGCAAUAUGAGCGAGAUCAGCGGCUGCGCCUGGAGGAGACGCUAGAGCAGUUGGCAAAGCAACACAACCACCUGGAACGGGCAUUCCGGGGGGCCACUGUCCUGCCAGCUGAGAGUCGCACUGGGGUCCCUAAAGACCCCUGCGGGACAGGGAAAGGAGACCUCAGUGAUGAAGAUGAUGAGAAUGAGUUCUUUGACGCUCCGGAAAUCAUCAGCAGUCCUUCCCAGGAUGGUCUGGGGCACAAGCGAUCUGGUAGCAACAUAAGUGCCGCGAGCUGCGACAUCCUGGAUGAGCAGGCCCGCCUGCCUUCAGAAGACACAAGAAAGGAGAGACGCACAAGAAUUCCACAUAAACCCAACUACAGCCUUAACCUAUGGAGUGUUAUGAAGAAUUGCAUUGGAAAAGAGCUCAGCAAGAUACCAAUGCCUGUAAACUUCAACGAGCCACUCUCAAUGCUUCAGCGUCUGACCGAGGACCUGGAAUACUACCACCUGCUGGACCGGGGGGCUCAGUGUGAGAGUGCUCUUGAGCAACUGUGUCUAGUGGCUGCUUUUACCGUAUCCUCGUAUUCCACCACCGUCUUCCGUGUGAGCAAACCCUUCAACCCACUGCUUGGAGAAACCUUUGAGCUGGAUCGAAUGGAAGACUGUGGCUACCGCUCGCUGUGUGAGCAGGUCAGCCAUCACCCCCCUGCUGCAGCACACCACGCAGACUCUCGUCAUGGAUGGACCCUGCGGCAGGAGAUCAAGAUCACAAGCAAGUUCAGAGGGAAAUACCUCUCCAUCAUGCCCCUCGGUACCAUACACUGUAUAUUUCACAACUCUGGGAACCAUUAUGCAUGGAAGAAAGUGACCACAACUGUUCACAAUAUCAUUGUAGGAAAAUUAUGGAUCGACCAGUCAGGAGAAAUAGAGAUUGUAAAUCACAAGACGGGAGAUAAGUGUAAGCUUAAGUUUGCUCCUUACAGCUACUUCUCCCGGGACAUAGCCCGCAAGGUGACUGGGGAGGUGAUGGAUGCAAGUGGGCGCUUGCACUACACUCUAAUGGGGACUUGGGAUGAGAGGAUGGAGUGCGCAACUGUUUCUUCUAGCAGCAAUUCUGAGAAUGGAGGAGGGGAACGGGCCCCAGAGAGCAAGACGCUGCUAUGGAGAAGAAAUCCGUUACCGAAGAAUGCAGAGUAUAUGUAUUACUUUUCGGAGCUAGCUCUUACACUGAAUGCCCCCGAGGAAGGCGUCGCUCCCACAGACAGCCGCCGGCGUCCUGACCAGAGGCUGAUGGAGAACGGCAACUGGGAUGAAGCAAAUCUAGAGAAACAGAGACUAGAGGAAAAGCAGAGGACUGUAAGGCGGAAGAGAGAAGCGGAGAGAGAGCGGGCUGGAGAAGGCGAUUCUCCAGUGGAUCCCUACAAACCACAGUGGUUUGACCGCAAGAUGGAUCCUGUGACCAAGGAAAUGAUGCACAUCUACCGCGGCACUUACUGGGAUGCUAAAGAACAGCAGGAUUGGAAUUCCUGCCCAGAUAUCUUUUAAGGGACAAUGGGAAGUGACAACAUCUCGAUCCCCUCCCAUGUCCUCUUCCGCCCCAUGCUCUCCUCUUCUCUUUUUACCUUCAGUGAUGCCUUACUGACCCUAGUUCAGCCCCCUAUUUGGAUAGGGCAAUGCUCUGCAGACAUUUUCCAUGAUGCUUUGCUCCAAUUCUGUCACUCAUGACCUAUUCAAGCAUUAUUCAUCAAACUUUUUUUUUUUCAGAAGCAGUAUUCUUGUCACCCAUAGUAACCAAUCACUUUCAUUCUCUUGGUGCAAUAAGAAAGAAGUCUAUUGGGCCCUUUGGCAAACAAGGCCCACUGUAUCUUAUGCAUGUAUAAGAAUGCUUAUGGCAACACUGCGAUACAUAUUUUAAAGGCACUUAUGCAGUACAUGGGCAACAAAUUCUACAGUAUACAUACAGUGACCACCAAAUGGAUUAUUUAAAGGGGCGGUUAAUAACUAUGUGUAAUGAGUAGGCACUACUGAGUAGAAUCCCCAACUGGUUUGUUAUCGGGGACUUCAGCAGCUAAAUGUGACAACCAUUGGGCCAAUCCCACUGCGGCGAUUCUCCCUGGUCAGUCUCCUGUUCUCUGAUGCAAAAUUCAUAGAACAUGCAUCAGUAAAACUAAGACAUUUUUGGAGUGGCGGCAACUUAUGGGGGAAGUGGAGAACCUAUAGGGUCUACCUAAGGUAAACGGUUGCUCUGCUUUGAUAUUACCAAUUUUGAAAGUGGCUGGUUGGUUUACUCACUGGCUUUGUAUUUCUCUCUGGGACUUUUUAGAAAGACCUUCAAGUUUCGAGGAGGGCAGUUGUUCAACAACAGGAAGACUGAGAGCUGCUGGUGGUACAUGUCAGAGCCAGAAGGUUCUUGGGGGGGAAAACUGCCCUUAACUGAGAUAACAAGUUUUGGGGGGUUACCCUUUGAUAACAGCAUCCAUAGCUGCCAAUCAGAAAUCCACUGGCUACAAUACGUGGAUAAAAUCAGCUUUGGGUUUGGUAGCCAACAGUUACUGCUAGCAAUUACUGUUUGCAGUGUUUAUAUAUCUGUCGGCAAAGACAAACUUCUUUCCUCUUGUACUUUAAUAACUCACUGCUGUGUGGUUUCCCCAGUAGAAUCCUUCUUCUCUGACCAAUAAAAAGAAAUCAAAGUAAUGUAUGACCAGCAGGAAUUUGUCAAUCGUAAAAAAAAAAAAAAAAAAAAAAUGCAAUAUGAAAUAGAAAAAUGUGGAAAUGUUUUAAAGUGACCCUGUCAUCUAAUAUUCUUUCUGCUAACAUUGCUGUUAAAGUGCAGGCACUUUGUGGUAUUUUUAAAUACCAUUUUACUGUAUUGGUCUUCAAAUCGAUUGCUUUGUGCUUCAGAAGGCCCAGGCCUGUUGUACUGGGCUUGACUUCUCAAACUGAAAUUAGGUAUGUCCAAUUGUCUGAUUUUAGUGGUCAUUGUUGCUCUGAAAGCCAACUCUACUAAAGGAAGCAACAUUAAGGGAGAAAAAA
Messenger RNA from Rana temporaria (common frog), 4005 nucleotides. RefSeq names its product oxysterol-binding protein 1-like. Gene Ontology annotation, molecular function: sterol binding. The record is from RefSeq and is a predicted model, not a curated record. Lineage: Eukaryota; Metazoa; Chordata; Amphibia; Anura; Ranidae. Gene Ontology annotation, cellular component: cytosol; intracellular membrane-bounded organelle; membrane.